Racocetra fulgida is the source of this 433-nucleotide messenger RNA. The record is from the annotation of a GenBank genome assembly. NCBI's taxonomy places the organism in Eukaryota, Fungi, Glomeromycota, Glomeromycetes, Diversisporales, Gigasporaceae.
GUCUCCACUAUAUCAUUUAGCAGAAGAAGUUGAAAAUUUUGGGGAAAAUUUGGAAAUCUUGGCUUUAAUGUUGAAAGCAAAAGCAAUAGUCAAGAAGACUAUAUCAUUGGUAGAAAGUAAAAAUACAUCCAAGACAAAACGUAUACUUCAGGAUGUGGGAAGAAGAUCUGCAGCUGAGAAUAAUGUAAAAGUUUUUGAUUGUUGUAGCCUAGGAGGUCAUGAAGCUGUCUUACUUAAAAAUACAAUAUAUUUUAUGGGCGGCUCCCGUGCGAUACCAAAUGCAAGUCCAUUCAAAAGUUCUAUACGAGGUUAUAACUUGUCGAAUGAAAUUUUUUACUUGGAUCUUGCAUCAUCAUUCUCUACAACAAGUCCACCGUACGUAGACCUUAGUGGGACUUCUGCGCGAUUGCAAUAUGGAAAUGAAAAAUGUUAG